UAGACCACGGUUUAGGGUUUUAGAGUUUAGACAUUAAAUUACAACACAUUUAAUUGCAUUACAUUGUGAAUAAAUAACAUGGAAACCAAACAGCCACUUAAAGAGAACUCUACAAACCAACCUACUGUUAAGUUCGAAAAUUCAAAGAAAUGGAGUCUUGAUAACUUUGAAAUUGGCCGUCCUCUUGGUAAAGGGAAGUUUGGAAAUGUGUACUUGGCUAGAGAAAUCAAUACCAAAUACAUUGUAGCCCUGAAGAUUUUGUUUAAAUCUCAACUACAAAAAUGUCAGAUGGAACACCAGUUGAGACGUGAAAUUGAAAUCCAGUCACAUUUACAACAUCCCAAUGUUUUACGCAUGCACGGAUAUUUUUAUGAUGAAACUCGUAUUUACCUCAUCUUGGAAUACGCCGGAAAGGGAGAAAUGUACAAGUACCUGAAACGCCAACCCAAUGGCCGUUUUUCUGAACCACAGACGGCCAAUUACAUGGCUCAGCUAGCUGAUGCAUUGAUAUACUGUCAUAAAUGGAAAGUAAUCCACCGAGAUAUUAAGCCAGAAAAUCUUUUACUAGGAAUUCGUGGAGAAAUUAAAAUAGCAGAUUUUGGUUGGUCCGUCCAUGCUCCUUCGUCUAGGCGUACAACCAUGUGCGGGACAUUGGAUUAUUUAGCCCCCGAAAUGGUAGAAGGGCGCUCUCACGACGAACGUGUAGAUUUGUGGACUCUUGGUAUUCUUUGCUACGAAUUCUUAGUGGGAUCACCUCCUUUUGAAGAGAAAAAGCAAGAUCUCACUUACCACCGUAUUUGCAAAGUUGACUUAAAAUUUCCAGCACAUCUCUCUACUGGAGCGAAAGACUUGAUUGCUAAACUACUCAAACCACGAGCAGAAGAUCGUAUCCCUCUACGAAAAUUACUUGAACAUAGCUGGAUUCUACAGCACCUUUCCGACGAAGUUCGAUCCAGGUUACCGACUUUCCAGAUAAUGCAACCCAACAAAGCAUAAACUUUGAUAUUUAAUGGCAAUCUAACCAUAAAUUUGUAAAGUAAAAUUUCAAUUUGUAAAUUCCAUUCCCGAUUGCUUUUAUCUCUUCUCUCAAUUAUGUAAUACAAUAAAUACUUUUCAUAAAU
Molecule: messenger RNA, 1121 nt
Organism: Daphnia pulicaria
Lineage: Eukaryota; Metazoa; Arthropoda; Branchiopoda; Diplostraca; Daphniidae
Product: aurora kinase-like
Exons: 9
Coding region: 79-996 (305 amino acids)
Biological process (GO): mitotic spindle organization; protein phosphorylation; regulation of cytokinesis
Cellular component (GO): spindle midzone; chromosome passenger complex; spindle microtubule
Molecular function (GO): ATP binding; protein kinase activity
Source: RefSeq, a predicted model, not a curated record